Ciona intestinalis (vase tunicate) is the source of this 1443-nucleotide messenger RNA. NCBI's taxonomy places the organism in Eukaryota, Metazoa, Chordata, Ascidiacea, Phlebobranchia, Cionidae. The record is from RefSeq and is a predicted model, not a curated record.
AUGCCACCUUUCUCUGCAAGUGAAACUGAGUACCAGGAUUUACUUCUUUAUGAAUCUCUAAAUACUUUAUCGGAUAUUUAUGAGGAUUUACCGGAACCAAAUUAUUCUUACUUACCCGUAUCUGAUUCAAAACAUUGCUCUUUAGAAGUAAAACCAGUAAAUUUUAAAGAGUUGGGAGUAAACUUGGAAGCUAUAAAACUUGACAAAGAUGAUGUUACCUUAAACAAAAAAAUUGGAAGUGGUAAUUUUGCAGAUGUGUACAAAGGUAAAUACCAAGGCAGUUUAGUUGCUGUUAAGAAAUGUAAGCGAAACUCAAUGACUUCCGAAGCUUUCUUGGAUGAAGCAAAGAUCAUGAAAAUGUUAAACCAUGAAAAUAUUUUGAACAUUAUUGGGGUGAUUUUGUCUUCACCAAUAUGUAUUGUUAUGGAGUUCAUCAAUAAGGGAAGUCUUAAAGGGUUUUUACAAAAUGGUGAAGGAAAGGAAUACAGUAUGCCACAACUGUUUGAUGUUGCAAUCCAGAUUGCCUCAGCAAUGAUACAUCUUGAUGAAAUGAAAAUCAUUCACAGAGAUUUACGUGCAGACAAUGUAUUAGUAGAAGAAAGUAUUUAUUACACUACAUAUAUUUAUAAAGUUGCAGACUUUGGAUUGGCUUGUUAUGCACCUACUGGAGAAUAUAAAGCAGUUAAAGGAAAGUUUCCAAUAAAAUGGACUGCAUUGGAGGCAUUAGUCUUCAACACUUUUACUGAAAAAAGUGAUGUUUGGAGUUUUGGUGUUUUAAUGAUGGAACUUUUUACCAAAGGGAAAAAGCCAUAUCCAGGCACCAAAAGCAAUAAAGUUAUACAAAAAUUAAAAUUUGGAUAUAGAAUGCCACAAUACGAGGCAAAAUAUUCUAUACAACCUUAUCCUGCUUGUUGUUAUGAAUUAAUGUUAAGGUGUUGGGAAGAAAUUGACAGCAAAAGGCCAACAUUUGCAUUCAUCAAGAGUUUCUUUGAAGAUUUAAAAUUCGUUACUAAACAUAAUUUCGAUUACUUGCAAAAUUUUGGUGAAAAAUCUGAGGAUGAGAGAGCAAGAUACAUACACAGCUUGAAAGUAAAAAAGGAAGUAAAACCAACAGAAGAAACACUGAAUCCAAGAAAACACCUAAAACAUGCUUCUGAUAAUGCUGAAUAUGUCAACAUCGCAAAUACAUCUACAAAUGAUUCAGAGUAUGAAGAAAUACCAGCUAAAUCUUCUGUAGAUGACAAUUAUUUUGGGCUCAACACUGAAAGCAUUAAUAAAAUGCUUUCUGAUGCUAACACUAAGCUGCAGAUGAUUCCCAAAGCUUCUAUAAUGGUCAAUUCUGAGGAGGAAAGUCAAAAUACAUCGAUGGUGGCUAUUACAGAAGACAAUUCUGUGGCAACUUUAGAAACUAAAGGUAUUAUGAGUAAGGGUGUUGAAAUCUAA